Molecule: messenger RNA, 1536 nt
Organism: Aspergillus pseudonomiae
Lineage: Eukaryota; Fungi; Ascomycota; Eurotiomycetes; Eurotiales; Aspergillaceae
Exons: 4
Coding region: 1-1536 (511 amino acids)
Molecular function (GO): histone deacetylase activity
Source: RefSeq, a predicted model, not a curated record
AUGUUAACGACCACUCCCCUCGAUUCAUUCAGUUUGAACGAUGCCUCUCCAAGCAAGCGGCGAGUCGCCUACUUUUAUGAUUCCGACGUGGGCAACUUCGCCUACGUCUCCGGACACCCAAUGAAGCCCCACCGGAUGAGGAUGGCCCACAGCCUCGUCCUCAACUACGGGCUCUACAAGAAGAUGGAAAUCUACCGUGCGAAACCCGCCACGAAAUAUGAGAUGACGCGGUUCCACUCAGAUGAAUACAUCGACUUUUUGUUCAAAGUCACUCCCGACACAAUCAGCAAGCACCUGACCGAGCAGGUGAAAUACAAUUUCAACGACGACAACCCCGUCUGGGACGGCCUGUCUGAAUUCUGCAGCAUCAGCGCGGGCGGCAGUAUGGAAGCGGCCGCCCGUCUGAAUAAUAGAAAAUGCGAUAUAGCGAUCAACUGGGCCGGUGGCCUUCACCAUGCGAAGAAAGGCGAGGCGAAUGGUUUCUGCUACGUGAAUGAUAUUGUUCUCGGAAUUCUGGAACUAUUGCGCUUUCAUCAGCGCGUCUUGUAUAUCGAUAUUGACGUGCACCAUGGCGACGGCGUCGAGGAGGCAUUUUAUACGACUGAUCGUGUCAUGACCGUGUCCUUCCACCAGUACGGGGACUUCUUCCCGGGGACCGGCGAUAUCGGCGAUAUCGGCGUGCACGAUGGCAAGAAUCAUUCUGUCAAUGUACCUCUGCGCCCAGGAAUGGAUGAUGUAUCCUACGGUCGAGUGUUUCAGCAGGUGAUUAAAGGCGUAAUGGACUGGUAUCGCCCCGACGCCGUGGUGCUGCAAUGCGGCGGGGACAGCUUGUCAGGCGACCGUCUUGGAAGUUUUAAUCUGAGUAUGCGAGGCCAUGCGAACUGCGUGAAUUACGUUAAGAGUUUCAACCUGCCCACAAUGCUGGUGGGAGGUGGUGGCUACACGAUGCGCAAUGUGGCGCGUACGUGGGCGUUCGAGACAGGUGUGGUGGUAGGAGAGGAGGUCGGGCCAGAGCUGCCCUACGAUGAUUUCUACGGGUACUAUGCGCCGGAUUAUAUCCUUGACGUCAAGCCGUCGAACAUGGCAAACCAGAACACCGACACAUACUUAACACAAGUAUGCACGAAGGUGUUGGAGAACAUCAAGAAGACCACAACUUUCAGCCCAUCCGUCCAGAUGACAGACGUACCAUACCUCCCGCUUGUUCCCGCACUCGAUGGUGAAUAUGAAGAUAUUGCCGAUGACGAAGACGAGGAUAACAACAAGGACAUCCGCAUUACGCCCCGUCAACUCGACAUGCUCAUUGAGCACGAUGGCGAGCUUAGCGAUGACGAGGAAAUGAACCAGAUCAGCAACGUGCUGAACGCGAUCAAGAAGCGAAAUCGAAUUAACCAUGGUGAAGUCCUCUCGACCGUCUCAACGACAGAGGCCGAAGCCGCAGCAUCGAGAACAUCGGUUGAUCCGUUAGCCGAUGGGUCCGUCAACAGCCAAGACACGCCGAUGACCGAGGCUGAGGCAAUUUUCGACAAUCAGUAG